GGGAGAGGGAAAAAAGGGGAGGAGACACCUUUGUUUCUCGGCUUUGGUUUGUAAACAAGAGGAAGUCUAGACUUCCAGCUGGAGCUUUUUCUGGGGGGCCACAGGUCUCUCUGUGGGGUGUCUCCCCCCACCCAAAAUCCGCACCAACACCCUCGCCCUGACCUAGACGGGCCUCGGGGAAGCCAAGGGGCUCCAUCAAAGACAGGCUUCUUCGGCAUUUCUCUUCUGUCAGGUGAGAUUGGUGGAGGGUGGCUAACGAAGUGGGCUCUGGAAGCAAUAUGCCACAAUAAAUUUGCUAGUCCUUAAAAUCCCAAGAAUACCGGUUUUGUGGGCGCCGGGGAGUGUUUACCUCUAAUGGGAAAUCGGGCUUUAGGGUGAGUGACUGCAGUGGGAGAUUGUAAGCACCUAAUCGCGGUGCAAUAAUCCGACCGAUACAAAUAGGUUUGGUGAAUAACAAGGGAUGGAAGACAUUCCAGCGGGUAAUUAAUUAUUUUGCGCCUCCUUACAGCAGGCACCUGUAAUAUGUUUCCCCGCAUUGUUUUAGCAAUGCCUGCCUGCACUUUGACCCGCUACAUAAAUGAUCUAGAAUAUGUUAGAAACAAAAGGGGGCAUUUUUCCUAAUGUAAAAGUAUGCCCCCUGCUUGUACUGGAUUUCAAAAGAGCUGUUACAUACUAAAAAAAAAGCCUCUACUGGGAAGGAAACGCUAUACUGUAUAUACAAAGGCUCUUAAUUUUCAAGAUCUUCUCAUUCAGGAUAAAAUGGCACCCUUUAUGUCUUGAGCGGUCUGUGGUGUUGUUGGCCCCUAGAAUACACGGCCAGCGCAAUAUUGAUUAGAGGCAUGGUGCCAAAUGGAAUCCUAACUGUCUAUGAGAACAUGUAAUUCUCUGUAUUUCCCAGGAGCCAGGAUGAUGAGCUAGAGCCAAAUAAAGGAAAUUUCCUUUUUUCCAGCUUGAAAUUUUGAUAUCUGACACGUUUUCAAUUUGAAUAGAUCCCUCCUCAUCACUACUUAGCCUUGAGAUCAAAUUUGACAUCUUUCAUAUUGAGGGACAUAAAGGUAUGACACACACACACACACACACACACACACACACAGAGAGUCUUCUGCCCAUCACAUUUUUAUUUUAUCAUAUUGUAUUCAUAUUUUAUCAUACUGUAUUCAUGUUUCCAUCAUUACAAGUAAUGGAAAAACAUUUUGGCUGAUUGGGUCUAAUAGGGAAGUUUACCUAAAACUGGCAAACUUAGCAACAGUUGCCUACUUCUAACCUACUGAAUGAAAAUCACAUUAUUUUCAUUUGUCAGAGAAUCCAACUAGAAAUUUCACUUAAUGAGUAUUCAAGCCUUAUGUUUAUAAACUGCUAUCAGACACCCCACUCUUUCCACCUUCCCUCCUUUUGCAUACACAUUACAUGUUUUGUAUUUAAUGGAUAAGGAUAUUAUUAAAUGUACAUUUUGUACAUUGGUAAUAUUUUGUAAUAGAUUUUUUGGGGGGUGGGGAGACCUAGGCAGCAACCCUAUACACACUUACCCAGAAGUAAGCCCCACUGAACUUAAUGGGCUUCCUCCAAGUAAACAGGCACAGAACUCCAUUGUAAUAUCUAACUUGGUUUACCCUCUCAGUCAUGGCCCCUCCCUCUUUCCCGAGAGGCUCCUCCCCAGUAUUCUGUUAACCCCUCCCUCCCUACUUCUUGAACCACACACUGUAUAACAUAUUUUCAUAAGAAACAGAUAGCUUAAAUAUUGUAUCCUACCCACAUUCAUGUCUUACUUUUCAUUACUAUAGAAAAUAUGAAUGCAAUGUUUAAGGUCAAGCCCAAAUUUAAUGUGGAAACUGCCAUCUUUGCCCUAAAAAGGAAGAGACCAAGGUCAAGACAGGCCCUGGGAUCGAAUAUACCUAUUUACAAGGUUGCCAUAUUAAAGCACCUUAAGAAACUCCUCCUUCGCAUUGUACUGCGUUUGCAUGUAGUGGUCCAUUGUUUUCUGCCAUGUGAAAGAAAGUCCCCAUUGUCUGAUGAGGUCAAUGUGUAAAGUGCAUUAUUAUGGAAAUUGAACCCUUGUUCAUAUCCUGAGCGCCUUUGAUCAUCAAAGUGGAACCUAGAUUACUUUAUUAUCAUUUGUAUCUAGCAGAUGGUCAACCACACAUUUAUCUGCUAAAUAAAAUGCCUACCUGUUAGCUAGUAUUUUUCACUGCCCAUGGGGCAAUGCUGUAUUUUGCACAGAAGAGGAACUAAAUCACAGACUGCCCCUUUACCAACCAUAUGCUCUCCAGUAAUGAGAUAAACCUUUUUGUUUCGAAUUUCUCUACAGUUUGGGGAAAAUUUUCACAGAGAAUUGGGGAGGGGGCCACAGAGGUUGUAUCCCAGAUGUAAAAUAAAACCCCUUUCUUUUACCUCCCUUUUUUCAUUCCUUUCAGUUUUGCCUCUACCACCUCUCCUCUCUUUACCAUUUCCUCUUCCAGUUGUUUGAUCUCUGCGCACACACCUUGUUCCUCUGAGCCACUAUGGUAGCACUUUUUUCUCUUCUUUUACCCCACCCCUAAACAAGGAAAAACACCGAAUGUCUACUUAUACAGGAGGUGGAGACCAGAGCAAUACAGUAAUUUGCAAUAAGAGCAAAGAGGGGAUGGGAAAUCUGGAGGGCGCCGGGUCUUUUGGAUCAUAGAGUGACCCUAAAUGUUGCUUCCCUUCAAAAAAAACCCCCAACCUUCUCAAUUCAACUCCCAGUAUUAUUUGUUUGCAAAGAUGUGGAGCUACAGCCACCAUUUUCCCCAGCUCAGCAUUCCCUUGCCUGGUUUGUUUCCUUUCAAGGAACCGCCUCUCUUUCCCUCCCCCAUACCAUGUUCCAGACUCCCUCCCCCCCCCAGCCACUUCCCUUUGCAAAGCAAGCAUCCCUCCCUCCCUUGCAAAGGGCUCUUCCUUUGCCUUCCUCCCCACUCCAUUCCUCCAAUGCACCAUUCAUUUAAGGCACGUUAUUUCUGCUGGCCUCCCCUCUCCCCGUCUGGUCCUUCCACCCCAUUUAUCCGCAGGCUGCUUUGUUUCUAUAUCUCCUCCUUCCACAUUCCAGCUGGAAUUUUCUGUUUUCUCUGCCCUCUGGUUCUGCACCCAUCUGCCUCUUCUACACCAUUCCCUCCAUUCUGCACUUAAGCAUGCUUAUCUGUGGCUUCCAUCCUUUCGGUUUGCAUUUUUUUUGCAGCUCUUCUCCCCGCCCCGUCUGCCUUGCCUCCUCACUGUCUGCAUUCCUUAACAGCAAUUCCUGUAGGUUCCUUAAGCACUCAUCCACCUCGCAUCAUACCCACCUCUCACUCCCACCAUCUUUUCACAUCUGCACAUUUUCUAGCAUCCUUUGAUCAGGUCCCCACCCCACCCCCAACAAGGAUUCCUUUUGUACAUUUUCGCCUCCUUGUGCAUCUACCCUUAUUUCGUACCCACCUCCCAAGAUUUUCAUAAAAUUAAUCAUUUCAAGUCCAGUCUGCUUGGGGAGACAUAAAGCAACCGACCACGGUAGAUGGUAAAGGUGAAGGGACCCCUGCCCAUUAGGUCCAGUCGUGGCCGACUCUGGGGUUGUGGCGCUCAUCUCGCUUUAUUGGCCGAGGGAGCCAGCGUACAGCUUCUGGGUCACGUGGCCAGCAUGACUAAGCCGCUUCUGGCGAACCAGAGCAGCGCACGGAAAUGCCGUUUACCUUCCCGCUGGAGCAGUACCUAUUUAUCUACUUGCACUUUGACGUGCUUUUGAGCUGCUAGGUUGGCAGGAGCAGGGACCGAGCAACGGGAGUUCACCCCAUCGCGGGGAUCCGAACCGCCGACCUUCUGAUCAGCAAGCCCUAGGCUCUGUGGUUUAACCCACAGCGCCACCCGACAUCUCUAAAACAGGGACUUAGGUACACACGACCAAAGGGAAAGCGGAACACGUAGAGAGGUGGUGAAUUUGUUUAAAUUCUUUGACAAUGUGCCAGAAACUCCCAGAUCUCUUGGUGAAGGGUGGAAGGAAUGAAGAGAAAGGAAAGACAGGAAUUCCUGGGUCCUGGCAGUCGCACCCGUGGUUCCAGAGAUUUUAGAAAGGCCACAAACUGAAGGCUCUUUGGAGAGGCACUGCUUGGAAGAGCUAGGACACCUGGGUUCUAUUCCUGGUAAUGCAGCUUCAUCACGAGAUGAUCAGAGUUGACCUACAUCCUGGGGUUAAUUACAGGCUGAGCCUCCAGGAAGCUGCCUAGGGAGGGAAAGCACGUGGUACUGUUUUUGUUUAGACACCAGACCGGUUAGGCAGAACUUGGCUGGCUCCCAGGGCUAAGAAGAAGCAGGUCCCAGGCACCCUGACUUCCCUGCUGUUUCUCCCCUCCACUCACGAGCCUGUCCAUACCUUGGUAACCCUUUUCUCAUUGCUCCCUCUCUUUUAGGGCUUUCGGGGGGCUUCCUCCCGCCACCGCCCACACAGCUUCCCCUCUAGGGACUAUCUGGUUCUUCACAACUCCCCUGAAGCUUCUCCCACUUGCGUGACCCCACCACAAUGGUGAGGCUGUCCAAACCCAAAACUUUCCAAGCCUAUCUGGACAACUGUCACCGACGCUACAGCUGCGUGCAUUGCCGGGCACACCUGGCCAACCACGACGAUCUCAUCUCCAAGGUGAAAAGGGGGAGUGGGACGGUCCCUGGCACACUGCUAUAGCGGGGGGCGGGGGGCAGCUCUCAGCACCAGAGGGGUUGUUUUUCCUCAGUCAGUUGGUUUUCUACACUUGAUCUUAGCCAAAAGGAGGAGGAAGAAAGAAUAGAUAACAUAAAAGUUGGGGGGAAAGGGUCAGGAAACUAAAGGGAGUCCUACUCUGAUUUGCUGAUAUUAGCCCCAUCUCAAUAAUCAGACAGCAAUCAUGUAUCUAGCAUUUUUAGUGUGCCUUUACGAUCUUUUAUCUUUGCUUGUCCUCACAGCAACACUGGGGGGGGGGUCACUUGACAACAAAAUCAAGAAACCGGGUAAAAACACAUUAGCACAAGGAAGCAUUCACAUUUUGCAGUUGUCCAGGACAGCGUGGAUUUCCCAAGGCCAUGUGCAGACUGUGGCAGGCACAGGAUUUGAACUCUGAUCCCUUGGAUUGAAUAUUUUACCUACUGCCGCAGCUCCAGCAUGAAAAGUCUCAGUCGAAACUCACAGCACUGUAUGCUCCAUCCCUUCCACUGCCUAGAGCCCUGGAAUUGGGCCAGGUUAUUCUGGGGAAAUCACCAAGGCUCACCUCCCAAGUGGGCCAGGCUAUAGGCCUAGAAGCUUUUCCUUGGUGAGCAAUUUAUAAAUGUUCAGUAAGGAAGGGGAGGGAUUAGAACACUUGCCAAUUGCGAGAUCAUAUCCUAGGAAGCUACAGUUAACAAACAGGGACUAUUUUAGACUUCCCCAGUGCUCAAAAGUAGAGGGCCGCUGAUCAGAAGUGGAGAAUGAAGGCAGAGAAGGAGGAGAAUUUAGGUGGGCAGCUUACAGGGAGUGGGGGGGGGGUAUUGUCUUUCCAGAGCCUAACAUUCAACUGCCAUCUCCACCCUCUUGUACUUGAGAUACUGCAAGGUCAACAAGUUUGAGCUGCUGGCUGAUUAAUCAUUACACAGAAUCCAGUGUGGAGAGAUGGGGUGUGCCUGAAAACAAGCCAGAGAACAAAUAAGGAAAUGCAGAAGGGAGCUGAGAAACCAGGGCUGAGGCUAAGGACCAUCAGUGGAGGGGGGGGGAGAGAGAGGUAUGCAGCUGGAACAGAAGUCUGCUAGUUAGGGCUGCUAACACCACAAGAAGUCUGUUUAUCUUUAAGGUGCCACGGGACUCCUUUUGUGUUUGCUGUCAUUUGUUUGCCGUAACUAACAUCAUGUCUAUCCCUCUGGAUAUGUUCUCUUUUUUUAACCUGUUUUUUGUGUCUCUUGUCAUUACAGUCUUUCCAAGGAAGCCAAGGUCGGGCAUAUUUAUUCAACUCUGUGUGAGUAUCGCAGGAGGGGAGCAGCAGACUUAAGGCAUAAAACUAUAAAAGACAGCUACAUACAAGGUUGAAGCAGCCAGCAACAACCAACCCUAAACCUUUAUGUGGUCUUAAAAGUGGCUGGGGAAACCCAGCCAGAUGGGCAGGGUAUAAAUAAAUUAUUAUUAUUAUUAUUAUUAUUAUUAUUAUUAUUUUAAAAUGUUAGGUCUACAAGCUUGUGCUCUCAGGUGUGAUGCUUUUCAGUGGAAGAGUGUCCUUUUCCUUGUCUGGGGAGCAUUUUCUUGUGUGAGUUCCCACUUAUAGCUUGAAAAGCUGCAGCCUGGAGACAGAUUUAUGACUGUUCUCUCAUUUUGCCAUACAUAGCGUGGGCUUGUUCACUGGAAGCGCCUCAGAAGCACAGGGCACAAGGUGGGGAUAAUACACUCACUUCCCCAACUCUUAAGGUCAGGAAGGCGGCUGGGUUUAUUCCCGUGCUCAUCAGAGGGGGCGGUUCGUGGGAAGCAGAACUGUGGGCCCUGGCCAAUACCUGCCUAGACUGAGGCCCAUCACUGAUCUAAAGACAAGGUGAAACUCAGACUAGGAAAGCAUCAGGGACUCCAACACCCUCUCUCUUUCCCCCCUUGCAGGGUAAAUGUUGGAUGUGGCCCAGCAGAGGAACGGGUGUUGCUGACAGGCCUGCAUGCCGUGGCGGACAUCUACUGCGAGAACUGCAAGACCACACUUGGAUGGAAAUAUGUGAGUCUCCCUUGGCAUCCCCCACUCCCUGCUCCCCUAAAGACUCACACGCUGCCUUAAAGAAGCUCACGCUUUCGUUCUCUCGUUCUGCAGGAGCAAGCCUUCGAGACAAGCCAGAAGUACAAGGAGGGCAAGUACAUCAUUGAACUCAACCACAUGAUCAAGGAUAACGGCUGGGAUUGAAAAAAACAAACAGAAACAAAACGAUACAAACGCUGCCACCUUUGGACAGCUACAUAUGUAAAGGGUGGAGCGCCAGAAAUGACAAUUUCCACAAGACUUGCCUCUGCCUUCCUAACCAAGGGGCUACCAUCCAAACCACCUUCAGGUGCACGGAAGCUGUGAAGGAAGCAGCACUUCCGCCAGGAGGACAUACUCGGGGCUCGGAUAUGUCGCCAUCGUGUGGCAAGAAGUGGCAGCACACCAGGAGACACCUAGGCCAGGGGCAGUGUGCAAGAAGGGGUUUGGGGUGGGGUGGGGUUUGUUGUACAGAGGGAGUCUGCAUUAAAUCACACAGGCGGGGGGUGGGGAUGUACAGUGGGGCAGGGAAGGGGUGGGUUGUACAGUAUUUGUGAGUUUGUGCGAGUAUGUAUUAUAUAAAUAAAAGCAUUGAAGUG
This is a messenger RNA of Podarcis lilfordi (Lilford's wall lizard), 7288 nucleotides long. The record is from the annotation of a GenBank genome assembly. NCBI's taxonomy places the organism in Eukaryota, Metazoa, Chordata, Lepidosauria, Squamata, Lacertidae.